Messenger RNA from Dermatophagoides pteronyssinus (European house dust mite), 1613 nucleotides. RefSeq lists its product as uncharacterized. Lineage: Eukaryota; Metazoa; Arthropoda; Arachnida; Sarcoptiformes; Pyroglyphidae. The record is from RefSeq and is a predicted model, not a curated record. Gene Ontology annotation, biological process: stabilization of membrane potential; potassium ion transmembrane transport. Gene Ontology annotation, cellular component: plasma membrane. Gene Ontology annotation, molecular function: outward rectifier potassium channel activity; potassium ion leak channel activity.
CAAUUAUAUCAACAACAACAACAAGAUCCAUAUCAAUUUUAUCCAUAUAGUUUUUAUCAUAAUAAUAAUAAUCCAAAUAAUGAUAAUCAACAACAACAACAACAACAAGAUGAAUAUGAAAAAAUUGAUCUAUUAGGACAACCGACAACAUUAUAUCAAAAUCGUUCUGUAUCGAUAAUAAAUUCAAAAGCUGAACAACGUUUACGUGAUCAAAUUAUGAAUAAACAACAAUUGUUUCUACAACAGAAUCAAUGUGUUGAUUCCAAAGAAUUGAAACAAUUCAUCAAAAGCGUAAUCAUUACCUAUGAUAAAGGUGUUAAUUUAGCGCUGCUUAAUGAUCUAGUCGAUACAAUGUUAAUGACGAAUAAUGAUGGCCAAAGUGUUAAUGAUUUAAUGAAAAAAAAUGUUUCAAAAAUGAUUGUUGAAAAUAUUAUCCAGGAUAAUAAUCCGGAAAAUGUUAUUGAAGAAAUUAUUGUUACCGAGCAACGUAAACAACCUGUAAUCAAACAACAACAACAGCAAUUAAAAUCUGAAACAGAAGAAGAAGGUCAAAGGGUUAAAACAUCAACAUUAAUCGUACCUGUACAAAUGUCAAAUUGGGAAUUUGGUUCAAGCAUGACUUAUGUUGCAAGUGUUGUCACUACAAUUGGUUAUGGUCAUGUUACACCGAUUACGAAUGAAGGAAAAAUUUUGACCAUUGUUUUUGGUGCAAUAUCCAUACCAUGUACGCUGCUAUUUCUUUCAAUAAUCAUAUCAAUGAUACGUGAUGGACCAAUCAAACAGAUUGAAGUAUGGCUAAUAAAACUUUUCGGUUAUUUUACCGAUGAAAUAACAUUAUUGAAAAUACGUUUUCUUCACCUAUUUAUCGUUACAAUCGUACUAUUUUCUGCUUUGAUAAUCUUACCGGCUUUUUUAUUCAAACAAAUGGAAUCACAAUGGACAUUUUUGGAUUCAUUUUAUUAUUGUUUCAUUACGAUUACAACUGUUGGCCUUGGUGAUUAUGUACCAGGGCAAAAUUCAAUGCAAGAAAAUCGUACCUGGUAUCUGAUUAGCAUUGUUAUUUAUAUGUAUUUUGGUCUCUGUCUAAUGAUGUUAUGGAUCGCAUUGGUAUUACGGAUACCAUAUUUUAAUUUUAAAACUUUUUUGGUUAUUGAAGAACCAGAAUUAUUAGAACGUAAAUUAAUUAAUGAACAAUUACGUAAUCAACAACGUUGUCAAUCGAUGGAUGAUGAUGUUACCGAUGACGAUGAUGAUGAUGAUGAUAAUGAAAAAACACCAUUAGUAACAUCAACAUCAUCACCACCAUCAUAUUCAUUAAUGAUGAACAUGGCUGCAUCAACAUCACGAUCAUCAUCUGCAUCAUCGUCAUCGUUGUUGAUGAAUAAUCCGAUUGCGUCCACAUCUGCAUCACCGCCAUCUACAUCAUCAUCAUCAUCAGGUUUAUCUCACCUGCAUCCAUCAUCAUCAUCAUCAACAUUCAAUCAUAAUCAUCAUCAUCAUCAACAACAGAAUCGAACGUUGAUGUUGACAACAACGAUCAAUCAAGAAAAUCAUAGACAUAUCAAUAAUAAUAAUAAUAAUUUUGUUUGAUUUUUUCUUCGAAUAUUCUUUCU